AUGACACUCCGUCUGUCAGAUUGCUUGCGGUCGUUGCAUCGACACCGAAGGCCCCCGGAGCAGCGGGAACCCAUGAAUUCUGGAUCGACCACGCUGCACCCUGGAAAUACGUCUGGUGACUGGGGCCCCUCUUCGGGGGGGGGCAGUCAGCCACAGAGCGACGAGGCCAGUCGGACCACCUCUCUUCAGCAGCUCAACUCCGAGUGCCUUACCCCUCCGCACUUCGCUGUCUUUAUGUGGGGUUUGAACGACAGCGGCCAGCUGCUAAGUGGCGCACAGCCACCCUCUAACACACCUCCCGAAAUCCACACCGGAGGCGACGCCGCCGCCGCCCCCGGGUGUCCCCCUUUGGGGGGCCCCCGAGGGGCCCCCCCAACUGCAGUGGAACGCUUAGAAAACAAGAGUAUCUGCGGGUGCUGCCUCGGGCUGGAAAGGACUUGGGUGUGGGAUGUCACCCAGAAUGUGUGGGGUGGGGGAGACAAUGAGGGGGGCUGCCUGGAUCCGGAGGGAGAAGCAUUCAUUCGAAAGCCUAAAUUAAGCGAUGCCGUACGAGGAGCCGUCUCUGUGGCGACGGGGGAGUCACACACUAUUGCCGUUCGUUUUUGCCAGGCAGCGUGUGGCGGCUGUUAUUCCCUGGCUUUGACAGAGACAGGUAUGCUGCUGGCCUGCGGAUCCUCAUCGCACGGCUGUCUGGGGAUUGGCGAGGAGACUCAAGACGGCGUAGAGCCUCUGCUGCGGCCGAUUCCUGCCCUCAUCGGUCUUCCAAUUAAACAGGUGGCUGCAAGCAAUGAACAUGCGUUGGCUCUGAGCAUCAGCGGCGAAGUUUUUUCGUGGGGUUCCAACAAGUGGGGGCGACUGGGCCUUGGGGAGGCGUUCGACAGUGUUAAGAACGUAUGGACUCCGACGUUGGUGCGUCUGUCUCUGCGGGUGCGCUACGUGGCGGCUAGCGACACACAUUCCGGACUGGUCGUGUCAGGAGGGCUGCUGUAUUUGUGCGGCAGCAACAGCUACGGCGAGCUGUCCUACCCUGUGGGCCCCCUACCUGCUUCGCGAGACAGACUGCCAAGAAAUGCAGCUGAGGAAGCUCCCAUUGCCUGGAGUUCCCGCUUUCUUCUCGUUAGGAGCCUCCAACAGCACAAGAUCAAGGUCGUGGCGCUCGGGAGGCACUUCACUGUAGCCCUUACGCGUUCGGGCAAGGUCUAUUCUUGGGGUGUAAAUGAUGUGAACCAACUGGGAGUCUCUUCCAAAGCAGUAUUUCCUCUGUCGCCGUAUUUGGGUGAAGAAGCUGCUCCUCCGAAGCCCCACACCCCUCAGCCUCAGCUCCUGUGGCUGCCUUCUGAAAGCUCUGUGCAGCAGCAGCUGUUCUUUUAUUUGAUUGCCGCUGGGCCCUUCACAGCCUUUGCUGCUGCAGUCGAGACACAGCAAGGAGGCGCGGAGGAGGGGCACCUCAAUCAAAGCUUGGAAACAUUCUUCAAGAAGGUGCUCUGCCGUUCUCGCUCUUCCGUCGGCUGGGAAUACCGCAAACUGACGGCAGCCUCUCACUCUAUUGCCAUGGCGGCGCAGCUAGCCGGGGGAAUGGGCAGAAGGCCUUCAAUCGGAGGAUCCUCUGCUGGUGGAGCCUCAGGGCCUUGUGCGGUGCAGCGGCUGCUCACACUGAGCCGCGGAGAGAGUAACCUGGUGAGUGUCGAGGCUCCCGGAGGCUCUCAGGGGCGCAUGCAAGGGCCACCCGACCAGCUGCUCUCCCGGCAGGAGAGCAGCACGCAGGAAGCUGCCUCAUUUUUCCUUUCGGGAGUCUCGGUAGAAGAGGUGCUGAGCCUCCUCGAGGGUGCAAGGAGCACUGGGGACCUCUCAGCCUUGCGAUCCAUGGUAACCCAGGUGUUUGGCGAUGUCUUUCGCUUGAAUUCCUCGUUUGCUUAUCCUGGCCACGGGAGCGUGCCAGACUUCGAAGGCCUCACCGCAGUGUACGGACAGCUGCCGGCUGAGCUGCUGCCCCUGGUGUGCCAGAGUUUCUCGCUUGUUGUCAGCAACACAAUAAAGAUGGCGCAGUUCUUACGAAGGCCGGACCAACUCAAAUUCAUCCUUUUUAUGCUUGCAUGCACGCCCAUCUACGCUAGCUUCUGCGAGAGAGGCUCUCAGGAGGGGUCGUCGGGGUCUACAAAGCCAGAGAAGCACGAAGACACGGGCGCGGGGUCGCAGGGAGGCCUCGCGGAGACAGGGGCAGACAGAGGUACUUCGGACAAACCCCAGGAGAUACAUCUGCAAGCGCAAAGGCCAGACACCAGGGGAGAACUCUUGUACACGGCAGUAAUCCACAUGCUCUUCCACCUACCCGCCGACGGGAAAAGAAGCUUUUUGCGCCUUGCGAAGGAAUUUCCAGAUUCGAUAUUUGAGACGGCCCUAGUAUUCCCAGCAUGCCGUUUCCUGGCGCACGCUCUCUCAACCGCGGGGUCACGCUAUCGCAUUGUGGACCGAGUGUGGCACUGCGCAGCCUUGCUGCAGCUGUUAUACCACGCCAACCUCAGCAGCAAUCGAAAGGUCAUUCUAGGUGGUGGUCGCGGCACGAAGAUUCCCAUAGAAAAGUUUCAAGUCGAAGAAAUCGGGGUCUUUGUAGACCCUAUUAAGGAGGUCGGCGCCUACAUUGAGAUAGCCCCGAGGGCGGCUCAGCAACAAGACCAGCAAAACACACAAGCCUGUGCUGCAGCCGUGCGAUUGUUUGAGCUUGAGCGGGAUGUGGUAAACAACAGUGAGCUGCAGUCCGGGUGGUCUCUCUUCAUGGCGCACUUGAACCUUUGCCCUCUAUCAUUUAAGCGCAAUGUCUUGCUGGUAGACAACGUGUACAGACAACACCACAUGUCUCUUCAGUCUCUCUUGAACACGCAGCUGCCCUUUUUAAUAGUGCGGGUCCGCCGCAGUGCUGCCGUCACGGACGCCUGUCGAUUCUUGGGAUCCAGCGACCCCAAAGAUUUGCUGCGUCCCCUCAAAGUCAUCUUCGAUGGGGAGGAGGGUGUGGACGAGGGGGGUCUCCGCAGGGAGUUUUUUUCCCUGCUCACCAGAGAGCUCUUUUCUCCUUCUAGAGGGCUGUUUUCGUACAAGUCUGGGGUCAGGACUAUGUGGUUUCAGCAGCAAGAUGAUGUGAAAACAGGCACAGAGCCUGGCAAUGCUGCCGGUGAGCUACCGUCGAUUCUUAGCACCUCCGAAGGUUGCGCCGAGCCUCAGGAAGCGGCAGCCGUGGCGCGAAUCGCUUCCAGAGAGGGAGAAACAGAGGGAGAAGGUGAAUGUGGGGCUGAUAAAGGCAGCAAACAGGACGCUGUGCCAGAAGGGAAGGCUAAGGAGUAUUGGGUUACUGGCCUGCUUGCCGCAAUGGCGGUCUACAACGAUAUCCUGAUGCCCCUUAACUUGCCACUCGUCAUCUAUAAGCGGCUGCAGGGCGCAGAGGUCACCCUCGACGACCUGAGCGACGUUUUCCCUGAGGAGCUCCACAGUUUCGAAAAACUGCUGGAGAUUGACAAUGAGGCAACCUUCAAUGAAGCAUUUGAGGGAAUGACGUUUGCUGUGGACGUAGAACUGCCAGGGGGACGCAGAGGGCAGGUGGCGUUGAAGCCGGCUGGCGAGACCGUGGCCCUUACGAUCCACAACAGACAGGAAUUUGUGCAUUUGUACACUCGCUACCUGCUUGUCACUUCGGUUGACUGGCAGUAUUCACAUUUCGAGAGGGGUUUCCAGCUCAUUGCGCCGCCUCUUGUGGGGAGUCUUACUGGCAAAGAACUGCAGCUCCUCAUUUGCGGCACGCCAGAACUGGACUUCAAUGAACUCAAGGAAUCCUGCAGGUAUGAAGGGUAUGCCGCCGACUGCCCCUAUAUACGGUCGCUUUGGGAGAUCUUGACUUCAUUCGAUAUUUUCCAGAAGCAAAAUUUCCUCAAGUUUGUGUCGGGAAGUGAGCGCUCUCCGGCCUUUGGCUUGAAGGAGCUUCGCCUGGUGAUUCAGAAAAACGGCGGGGAGCCCACUGAGCGGCUUCCAACCUCAUUCACGUGUUUCUGCACGCUCCUGCUGCCCGAAUACGCUUCCAAAGAGAAGUUGCAGAGGCUCCUCACCAUCGCCAUCGAGGCGUCCGAGGGUUUCGGAUUGCAGUGA
Molecule: messenger RNA, 4131 nt
Organism: Cyclospora cayetanensis
Lineage: Eukaryota; Apicomplexa; Conoidasida; Eucoccidiorida; Eimeriidae
Exons: 17
Coding region: 1-4131 (1376 amino acids)
Molecular function (GO): ubiquitin-protein transferase activity
Source: RefSeq, a predicted model, not a curated record